AAAACACGCGCGGGGGGGCGGGGGGAAGCAAGUGUUUUCUGGUUUGUGUAAACUGAGGUGUUUCUUUAGCGUUCGUUGCUUCGGUCAGCUUCACGAUAAUUAGUAUUUUGUUAGUAAUCAGCUAAUCAGCUAGUAAACGUUUUGUUUCCUCUACACAGACGGCACGGAAAUGGCCACCUCGGAGGUCCAGCAGAAAAGUGGUGCACUGCCUCUCUCUGCCCUGCGCCUCGUGGUGCCGCCGCUGCGCCUCAUGUCUGCUUUCCUCUGGCAAGUGGUUCAGCGUCGCAACGUCACACAGUACGGCAAACUCGAGCAGUUCGUCCUGCUGGUGUCAGACACAGUGCCAGACAUCAUGAGUCAACAUCUGCUUAAUAAGCUGGUCUUUCUUUUAAGGAAAAAGGUGAUAUUGGAGCUCUGUUUUAAAGACCAAACACCUGAUGUGUGGAUCAUUCAAGCGCAUUUGGACACACUACGCAACCUGACUAACAAAAGCAAUGACAUAGAGAGUGAAGUCAUGAAUAACAUAUUUAUAAAGACGAUCCAUAACAUCUUGGAGGACACCGAUAAGAGGGAGAGCUUCCUGCAGAAUGUUCUUCCUGUAGAGUAUGGCUCUGGAUAUGAUGCCAUCCUGCAGAGCUUAGCCUGGGAGUUCCUAACUCGAGUGGAUGAACUCCUGCCUGUGCCGAACCUCAAAGAGACAGCCUCAUGGCUCUGUGGCGGUCUGGCUGCCAUGGAGGACAUCGUCCAGCCACUCUCUGACCCGGUGGAGCUAAGGGACGUGCUGCAGCAUUUCAAAACCAAGAGGCAUAAAAACAGAAACGAACCAGACUUGUCUUCUGCUUCCAUUCAACAAGAGAUGGUGUUGCCUGCCAGUUCUAUCCCACAAGAGAAAAUCUUGCCUCCCUCAUCCAUUGCACAAGAAACCUUCAUAAUCGCACAAGCACUUAGCGAAAAUCAAACUGAAUCUGACUGUGCAGCAGCCACUAUAAUGAGCCCCGCCCAAAGCGAUACCGAGGAGACGGAGCCUUUGGACAGCGUGGAAACUGAGGUCGAGACAGAACUGCAAGAAGAGGCUGUUUACCAAGAGAGCAGUACAGGGAUGUGUGAAGUCCAGCAGAUCUACCUCACUGCAGAUGGCUCUACAGUUAUCGUUUCAGAAUUGGACAAUGGCGGAGAGGACGCCUCUCAGCUGCAGUUUCUAGAACAGUCAGAAGGAGUGGAGACUUCUGAGGUGAGGGAAAUAAGCAUGGAGGAGUGGAUCUCGCAAAUCGCUGGGAAAGUUCUUCCUCUGUCGGUCAUGCCCCCUUCCACUAACGUAGACGUCCUUGCGGAGGAAACGGCGUUCAUUCCCAUUAUUGAAAGACCCCCAUCUAUAAAAUCCAUCAUCAACAGAAAAAGCCCCCCUACUCAAGCAACGGCCAGCAGAAAGGUGAUCACUUUGCCCGCCGAGUCUCGGGCGAACCAAGACUUGGGUGAGAAAAAGCACACGUGUUGUAUGUGUAAGAAAGAGUUUCGUUACGAAUGUCAGUUGAAGAGUCACAUGCGCACACACACCGGAGAAAGACCGUUCCAGUGCUCGGACUGCGGCAAAAGCUUCCGAUGUCUCAGUUUCCUGUCCAGCCACAUCAAAACACACUCACUAUGCAGACCAUUCAAAUGCACGCAGUGUGCCAAGAACUUCCGCAAGAAAGCCGACCUCAUCAAGCAUGUUCGCGUGCACACGGGGGAGAAGCCAUACAAGUGCAAUAUCUGUGGUAAGAGCUUCUCUCAGAGCUCAUACCUGAAGAUUCACCGCGAGUGUCACACGUCGGAAAACCUGCACCAGUGUCCACACUGUGACAAAUGCUUCCCUACCGCGUUCAAACUGGCGGUGCACAUCCGAUACCACUCAAUGGCGCGCUCCUACAUGUGCAACCUGUGCGGCAAGAGCUUCAUCUACGCCAGCCUGCUUCGGAGACACAAGGGCUAUCACGUGGGCGAGCGCAAGUACCUGUGCACCAUAUGUGGCAAGUCCUUCGUGUACAUGUUCGACCUGAAAAAGCACCAGCGCAACCACGAGAAGCCACGCGUGCGUAUCCCGUGCAGGUUGUGCCACAAGACGUUUGCAGGGCCAGAGAUGCUGCGCUGCCAUCUCCGCAUCCAUACGGGAGAGCGGCCCUUCGGCUGCAAGGUGUGCGGUAAAACCUUCUCACAGAUUGGCAACAUGAAGAGGCACGAGCGUGUGCACACGGGAGAGCGGCCGUAUGUCUGUACCGAGUGCGGGAAGACCUACAAGCACUCGUCGCACCUGAAGAACCACAUGCUGAACCACACAGGCGAGCGGCCGUGGCGGUGCACGCAAUGCGGCAAGAGCUUCAAGUUCCAAGGGCCACUGAAGAAGCACGAGCAAACGCACCUGGCCGAGCAGGCCGAACAAACACGAGGGCGCAAAAGGCACGAAACCAAAAAUCCUUAAAGGGUGUGAGCACCUGUUAUAAUAUUAGCAGGGUUCUGAAUUCCAGUUUGAAGUGUGUACAUAUAUCAUAGUCUUCAUAUAUGAAGUCAUGUAUAUCUCCAGAAGCUGGAUCAGCUUUCCUAAAGGUCAGAGCAGCGUGUAAGGACAUGGGAAAGGUCACAAAAUGGUGAUGUCUGGUUUAAAGGAAAUCAGUGCUGAUUAGUAAGCGAGUUGAUUUCACUUAAGAGAUAAGUGGAAGAUCAACGAUAAGAUGGAACCUACCAUAGAAGUCUGGUGGCACCUACGGAUAUAAGCAUAAACUGCGUAUAUAAGAUCUAGUAUUUCAGAUUUUGGAGUAUUUCACACGUGGGUGCUUUCAUACCUACAAAGCAUAUUUUCAUAUUAGUUAUUUGUUUGUUUAAUUGGAACUAUUUCUUUAAAGUUCUGAUCAGAACCACCCGUUAUACUAGAUCUAUUUUUGUAACGACUGCUUUAAUCAGGAAAAACUGAGGAUUUUCUAUAUGAGGAACAGUGAUCAAGAUGAAUAAAUAUUCCCAUCUCA
Ictalurus furcatus (blue catfish) is the source of this 2996-nucleotide messenger RNA. RefSeq names its product zinc finger protein 354C. Gene Ontology annotation, biological process: regulation of transcription by RNA polymerase II. Lineage: Eukaryota; Metazoa; Chordata; Actinopteri; Siluriformes; Ictaluridae. The record is from RefSeq and is a predicted model, not a curated record. The transcript has 7 exons. Gene Ontology annotation, molecular function: RNA polymerase II cis-regulatory region sequence-specific DNA binding; DNA-binding transcription factor activity. The coding region runs from base 170 to 2455 and encodes 761 amino acids.